AUCUACAAUUUCCCAAUGUGUUACGCUGUGUGGGCAUUUCAAUCCAUAAAGUCCCAAAAACAUCGACAGUGAGACCAACACAACAACCUCUUCCAUUUGCAGACUAGGCUUCCUUAUGAUUAUGAUGGGAACUACAUGUUUCCCAACUACUAAUGUUCUUUUCAAACCUCAAAAGCUAUCUGGGAAUUUCUCUAUCCUCUGUGAUAACGUUCGCGGUCUCAGUUUCCUCACUCCCAAACCCCACCUUCGAUCCUCUUAUUCAAACUUAGGAAAUGGUGUAAAGUUUUCAUCUUUUUCAAUGUCCAAGACAACCCAUUUGAAGGUCUCACAAGAUGCAUUUUCUCCCACGGAAGAAUCACUCUCUUCCUCUCCUCAGGUAAUUGGAGAACAUGACUUACUCGUUGUGGGUCCCGGGGUUCUUGGUCGUUUGGUUGCUCAGAAAUGGCAUCAGGAAAUUCCAGAUUGUCAAGUUUAUGGUCAGACAGUGACUACUCAUCAUCACAACGAGUUGAUACAAAUGGGUAUAUACCCGUCUUUGAAAUGGACGGAAGCUACUCACAAAUUUCCAAAUGUCAUUUAUUGUGCACCACCUUCCCGCACACCGGACUAUGCUGGUAAUGUUAGAUUAGCUGCAUUAAGCUGGAAUGGGGAAGGUUCUUUCUUGUUUACGUCAAGCAGUGCUCCAUAUGAUUGUAAUGAUAAUGGAACAUGUGAUGAGGAUUCUCCAGUUCUGCCAAUUGGGAGGAGCGCCAGGGUUGAUGUCCUUCUAAAAGCUGAAAAUGUGGUACUGGAGUUUGGUGGCUGUGUUCUGAGAUUGGCAGGACUAUAUUUUUACAAAGAAGAUAGAGGUGCACACAAUUAUUUCUUGGAAAAGGGUACUGUUGAUAGUCGUCCUGAUCACAUCCUGAAUCUUAUACAUUAUGAGGAACAGAUGAUCCUCUAGGAAAAAGAUUAAACAACACAAAAACCCGCCAGGUGGUUGGGUGGGAGCCCAAGUACCCUAGUUUUGCUGGUUUUUUAGAGAGCAGUCUGUGACAAACUCUUGAAUUUGUCUAUUGUUGUUCACUCUGAUUAAUUUGGAAACCACCAUAUAUACAUAAGGUGCUUAGUCAGGGAAUUCUUUCUGUAGAUGGAUAGUUCAUGCAUACCAGUCACAACUAUGAAGUGUGUACAUUUUCCUAUUUCUCCUUGGCAAAAAGGAUGAUCAGUUAUUCAACUGUCUUGAAACUGUUUCAUAUUGCA
Vigna radiata var. radiata (mung bean) is the source of this 1242-nucleotide messenger RNA. RefSeq lists its product as uncharacterized. The transcript has 6 exons. Bases 116 to 943 code for a protein of 275 amino acids. Lineage: Eukaryota; Viridiplantae; Streptophyta; Magnoliopsida; Fabales; Fabaceae. The record is from RefSeq and is a predicted model, not a curated record.